Messenger RNA from Phragmites australis (common reed), 3424 nucleotides. Its product is annotated as extra-large guanine nucleotide-binding protein 3-like. The record is from RefSeq and is a predicted model, not a curated record. Lineage: Eukaryota; Viridiplantae; Streptophyta; Magnoliopsida; Poales; Poaceae. The transcript has 9 exons. Gene Ontology annotation, cellular component: heterotrimeric G-protein complex. Gene Ontology annotation, biological process: adenylate cyclase-modulating G protein-coupled receptor signaling pathway. Bases 593 to 3178 code for a protein of 861 amino acids. Gene Ontology annotation, molecular function: G-protein beta/gamma-subunit complex binding; G protein-coupled receptor binding; guanyl nucleotide binding.
UGAGACAGUCGUCUUCUCAAGUCUCCAAGUCUGAACCCUCCUCGUCCUCUCCUUCUCCGGUUCUCCCCACCCCACCAUUUCGUUCCCAUUCCCUGUCAAAGAACUAGAUAAAAGUCGCGGCUUUACUACUAGUUCAAUUCAAAGGUUGGUCUGUAGAUAAAGGGUGAUGCUUUGACCCUGAGCUUGCUCGGUGGCUGAAAUUCUCUAUCGCACCGGCGUUGUUUAGUUGGCCGUCCAACGCCAUUUCUCUUUCGUGGCGUCUGGUUGCUCGUUCAAAGAUCUGUUUUUGUGUUUUUGACUGACCAGGGAGUCGUUGGGAGGGAGCAGCGGGGUCUCGGUUGGUGGUGUGUGACCGGCGGUGGUGGAGAAGUUGGUUUCUUUGACCGCGCUUUGGCCGUCGUCGAUCUCAGUUCAGGCGGCAGAGGUUGGAAAUUUCUCACCUUUUUCUCACCUCAAGGUGAAAAGAUUGGUUUGUGAGGCCACCCAUAGUUCGAUUUGGAGUAAAAUUUUGGUUGGGGAGAGUGGUCUUCUCGCUGAUGGAGGAGUAGGAGCAGGACUGCGCAGCGGGUGUUCGACGGAUUGCGUCACGGAGAUGGCGGGCGCGGUAGGCGGGGGCGACUGGGAGGAGUUGGUGCGGAGGAUGUUCCCUCCGGGGACCACGAUCCCCGAGGCAUCGGUGAACCUCGACUACUCCAUCGCGCUCGAGUACGACGGCCCGCCGGUAUCCUACGAGCUCCCGAAGAUUGACCCGGUGAACAUCCCGGCGAUACCGACGGCCGAUCCGGUGUCAGGGCCACUGGGGUUUGGGAACGGCGUGGUGCCGGUGGCGCCAGUCAUCGGACCUGUCCGUGCCAACCCACCGGCGUCGCGGGUUGUUCAGCGUGCAGGACAGUUGGCUGCACAUGUUAGGGGAAGUUCAGAGUCUGCCAAUUCGGCGUUGCGGGAUGAAGAGUACUCUGAUGAGGACUCACGCUCGGUGUCACAUGAGCCUGCAAAGAGUUUGCAGGGGCAGAAGGCUGAUAGGCCUGGUGCGCCGGAGGGAAGAAGAGCGCAAGUUGUGACCUUUGGAUUACAAGAGGAUAGCAAGUAUGAGAGCAAGGAUUUUGAUGAGGUGUCCGAGCAAUAUGUUGCGGUGACUAGGAAGGAGAAGAGGGGGAGGGCGUGCUGCCGGUGUGGAAAGAGCAAGUGGGAGAGCAAGGAGUCAUGCAUCGUUUGCGACGCGAGGUACUGCAGCUACUGUGUGCUCAGAGCUAUGGGAUCGAUGCCAGAAGGACGGAAGUGCAUCACUUGCAUUGGCCAGCUGAUUGAUGAGUGCAAGCGGUCGAAGCUGGGGAAGGGCUCGAGGAUACUAUCACGGUUGCUCAGCCCAUUGGAGGUGAGGCAAAUAUUGAAAGCCGAGAAGGAGUGCCAGGCAAACCAGCUCCGGCCUGAGCAACUCAUCGUAAAUGGCUGCCCUCUUGAGCAUGAAGAGAUGGCAGGCUUGCUUAGUUGCCAAAGGCCUCCUGGAAAUCUGAAGCCUGGAAGAUAUUGGUACGACAAGGAGUCAGGCUUGUGGGGAAAGGAAGGAGAAAAGCCAGACAGGGUUGUUAGCACUAACCUUAACUUUAAUGGAAAGCUUCAGCUUGAUGCUAGUAAUGGCAAUACUAAGGUUUAUAUUAAUGGACGAGAAAUUACAAAGACUGAGCUGAGAAUUCUAAAGAUUGCACAAGUUCAGUGCCCCCGUGAUACUCACUUUUGGGUUUACCAUGAUGGUGGCUAUGAGGAAGAAGGCCAAAACAAUAUCAAAGGGAAAAUAUGGGAGUCUCCUUUGACACGUUUUGCGUGCGCCCUAUUUUCAAUACCGGUGCCUCCUGCAAACUCUGAUGGGCCAAAAGAUGAAGCUCCUUAUUCAGCAAGAACUGUCCCUGAUUACUUAGACCAAAGAAUCCAAAAGCUUCUUAUUCUUGGAUCACCUGGAGCUGGAACAAGCACCAUAUUUAAGCAGGCUAAAUUAUUAUAUGGCACUAGAUUUACCCAUGAAGAGCUUGAGAGUAUCAAACUAAUGAUCCAAAGCAGCAUGUUCAAGUACCUGGGGAUUCUGCUUGAGGGCCGUGAGCACUUUGAGGAAGAGGCUUUGGCUGUAUCAAAUAACCCAAGCUCAGAGGACGUAGAUACUCAACAAGAUGAAAAUGAAUCUACUGGUUCAAAUUCUUGCAUAUACUCAAUAAGUGCAAAGCUGAAGAAGUUCUCUGAUUGGCUUCUGGAAAUCAUAGCAAUGGGAGACCUAGAUGCAUUCUUUCCUGCAGCUACACGUGAAUAUGCUCCAGUCGUUGAUGAGCUGUGGAAGGAUCCUGCCAUACAAGCAACAUAUAAAAGAAAGGAUGAAUUGCAUUUUCUCCCUGAUGCUGCUGAGUAUUUCUUGAGCAGGGCUAUCGAAGUAUCAAGUAAUGAGUAUGAACCUUCAGAGAAAGAUGUAAUAUACGCUGAAGGAGUAACACAAGGGAAUGGAUUAGCCUUUAUUGAUUUCACUCUGGAUGACCGAAACCCUAUGUCUGAAACCUACGGUGACAGUCAUGAUGCGUACUCUCAACCAGUAAACAAGUAUCAGCUGAUCAGAGUAAGCGCCAAGGGCAUGAAUGAGGGCUGCAAGUGGGUGGAAAUGUUUGAGGAUGUCCGCAUGGUGAUCUUCUCCGUAGCGCUCAGCGACUAUGACCAGCUUGGUGUCCCUGCAAGCGGCGGAAGUAGACUGCUCGUGAACAAGAUGGUUCAAAGCAGGGACUUGUUUGAGGCUACAAUCAGGCAACCGUGCUUCCGCGACACCCCGUUCGUUCUUGUGCUCAACAAGUUCGACCUCCUGGAGGAGAAGAUCGGGCGCACCCCGCUCUCGGCGUGCGAGUGGUUCAGCGACUUCUGCCCGCUGCGGACGCACAACAACAACCAGUCGCUGGCGCAGCAGGCGUUCUUCUACGUGGCUAUGAAGUUCAAGGAACUGUACGCGGAUCACACCGGCCGGAAGCUCUUCGUGUGGCAGGCGCGCGCCCGCGACCGGCCCACGGUCGACGAGGCCUUCAGGUACAUCAGGGAGGUGCUCCGGUGGGAGGACGAGAGGGGCGGCGGCGGCGGCGGCUACUGCCCGGAUGAGUCCUUCUACAGCACCACGGAGCUCAGCUCGUCCCGGCUCGUCGUAGCAGCAGAGUGACACGGUGGUGGUUAAUCUGCAGGCAAAAAUUACCAGUAAUUGUACAGUGUUAGUUGGUACUUUGAUUUGCAGCUUGUUCAGAUGGAAAUGGGUGCUCUCUGAUCGUCAUAGAUCAUCGUCGUAUUGUCAUCGUAUAGGGAGAUUUUACGAUUUAUUAUUGAAUAACUUACUGUUCUUUAUAUGUUAUUAUCGUGUCGAUGACAUUUAGAUGAUUAUAUAUAUUAUGGAGUAACAGUUAUUUGGUGA